CCCUCACUCCCCAAAAGCAUAAAGCUGCAGCAGCAAGCCUCUUUAGAUAGAGGCCAGGCCAGCAACCUCAUCUCUUGUAGAUAUACAAGUAGCCUCUAUCUAUCUAGAGGAAAGCAGGCAAAGAAAAAUCGAGCAAGCAAGCAAGCUCCACAAUGGUGGAACCAGGCAGAUCGGCAGCGGCAAGGGAGGCCAAUAAGAAUAAGAGUAGCACUUCCACCGGCGCCGCCAUGAAGAAGAAACUGAUGAGCAAGAAGCCGGAGAAGGAGAAAGACGGCGGCAGUGGUGGCUGCAGGACGACGAGAAAGCAGAGCAGCCACUGCAGGGAGCCGGAGAGCCCAUCCUACAGGUUAGCCCUCAAGAGCAUCUUCUCCUGCAGAAACAGCCAGCAGCAGCCGGACAGCGGCAGCCGGAGCAGCAACAAGCUGGGCUGCUCCGCGCCGUCCAUCUGCAAGCUCAAGGACAGCGACAGCAGCCAGAGCCAGAGGGUGGCGCAGAGGCCGGCGGCGGACGAGACGGCGGGCGAGCCCUGCAAGCGGCGGGCGUCGGUGAGCGGCGGCAGCGAGCGGCGCGUGAAGAAGCCCCUGAGCGAGGUGUCGUCGGUGUCGAAGCAGCUGCAGCUGCAGCGCGGUGGGUCGUCGCUGUCGUCGUCGUCGUCGUCGGGCGGCGGGUCGUUCAGGGCGAGCAUGCAGCUGAGGCGGCUGUCGGGGUGCUACGAGUGCCACAUGGUGGUGGAUCCCGGCAGCGGCAGCGGCAGCUCGUCGAUGAGGGCCACCACCGUGUGCCCCUGCCCCGACUGCGGCGAGAUCUUCGUCAGGCAGGAGAGCCUGCAGCUCCACCAGUCCAUCAGGCACGCAGUGAGCGAGCUUGGCGCGGAUGACACGAGCCGGAACAUCAUCGAGAUCAUCUUCCAGUCGAGCUGGCUCAAGAAGCAGAGCCCCGUGUGCAAGGUGGAGCGCAUCCUCAAGGUGCACAACACGGCCCGGACGCUGGCCCGCUUCGAGGAGUACCGCGACGCCGUGAAGGCCAAGGCGGCGGCCCAGCAGCAGCAGCAGCCGGCGGCCAAGACGACGAAGCACCCGCGCUGCACCGCCGACGGCAACGAGCUGCUCCGCUUCCACUGCGCCACCCUGGCCUGCGAGCUCGGCCUCAACGGCGCCACCCACCUCUGCUCCAGUUCCGGCGGCGGUGGGUGCGGCGCGUGCGCCAUCAUCCGCGACGGCUUCAAGAUCAAUAGCGCCGGCGAUGGCGGCGGCGUCCGCACCAUGGCGACGAGCGGCCGCGCGCACGACGCGGUUGCUGGCGCUCCUCUAGAUCAGGAGGAGGAGGAGCGCAGGUGCAGGGCGAUGCUGGUGUGCCGGGUGAUCGCGGGGCGGGUGAAGCGGCCGACGCAGCUGGGGGAGGAGGAGGAGGCGUCGUCGGAGGAGUUCGACUCGGUGGCGGCGUCGGCGGGGGUGUACUCCAACUUGGAGGAGCUGCAGGUGUUCAACCCCAGGGCCAUCCUGCCAUGCUUUGUCGUCGUGUACAAGGCGGCUUACUAAGUAGUUUGUUAGGGAUGAGGAGGAAUUCGAUAUGCAUGGUUGGUUUCUGCUCCUUCAAUCUAGUCCAUGUAUGUUGUAUACGCACGCAGUAAUAACUUGUUCUGAAUGCCAUUCAUUCAUUUUCAGUGGUA
Molecule: messenger RNA, 1669 nt
Organism: Setaria italica (foxtail millet)
Lineage: Eukaryota; Viridiplantae; Streptophyta; Magnoliopsida; Poales; Poaceae
Exons: 2
Coding region: 153-1538 (461 amino acids)
Source: RefSeq, a predicted model, not a curated record